Molecule: messenger RNA, 1039 nt
Organism: Drosophila busckii
Lineage: Eukaryota; Metazoa; Arthropoda; Insecta; Diptera; Drosophilidae
Product: mitochondrial dicarboxylate carrier
Exons: 2
Coding region: 83-937 (284 amino acids)
Biological process (GO): phosphate ion transmembrane transport; thiosulfate transport; oxaloacetate transport
Molecular function (GO): succinate transmembrane transporter activity; sulfate transmembrane transporter activity; malate transmembrane transporter activity
Source: RefSeq, a predicted model, not a curated record
AUACAUAGUUUUACUUAUCGUGUAUUUUUAUUUAUUUUGUUAGAGUUUGUGUGUAAAUUGUAUUAGGUAAUAUUUAUAAAUUAUGUCGUAUGAUCAACGCCGUAUUUCUCGUUGGUACUUUGGUGGUGUUGCAAGUUCAAUGGCUGCAAUGGUAACGCAUCCAUUGGAUUUGAUGAAGGUGCUGAUACAGACGCAGACGGAGAAACUCUCGUUGCCCCAGGUCACAAAGAAAAUUGUGAAAGAGCAGGGAGUGCUGGCUCUAUACAAUGGCAUAUCGGCCUCUCUGCUACGUCAAUACACGUACACGCUGGCGCGCUUUGGAUUCUAUACAGUGGGUGCUACACUUAUCGACACCAGCUCAAUGAAAACGAAGGUUAUGCUGGCCGGCGUGUCGGGUGGUGUUGGUGGCUUUGUGGGUGCACCUGCAGAUAUGUUGAAUGUGCGACUGCAGAACGAUGUGAAAUUGCCGCCGGAAAAUCGUCGCAACUACAAGCACGUUUUUGAUGGCCUUGUGCGUGUGACCCGCGAAGAAGGCUUCAUAAGUUUGUUCAAUGGGGCGACCAUUGCGGCAGUGCGCGGUUCUGUCAUGACUAUUGGCCAAAUUGCCUUUUACGAGCAAGCAAAGGAUAUUUUCAUAGACUGGGGCAUGUCGAAGACCAUGCCCACGUAUAUUCUAGCCUCGAUUAUAUCGGCCGUAACAGCAACUGUGCUAACGCAGCCCAUUGAUGUCGUCAAGACGCGGCGCAUGAAUGCUCGACCAGGGGAAUACAGUAGCAUGCCUGAUUUAGUUUUAAAAACUGCUAAAGAAGGACCAUUAGCUUUCUUCAAGGGCUCCGUGCCAUCCCUAGCACGUCUGGGACCGCACACAGUGCUGCUUUUUAUAUCCCUCGAGUAUCUACGCACGCAUUUCGGCUACAUUCCGGAGGAUAAAAAGUAGCCCUUGGUUUUUAAAAGUUUCAAAGAGUAUAUUAGUUUUGGCUUGUGUCAUUAUGAAAGAUGUAUGACUAAAUUGUAUGUAAAUAUGAAUAUUUGUAGUGUA